This is a messenger RNA of Paramecium pentaurelia, 2091 nucleotides long. NCBI's taxonomy places the organism in Eukaryota, Ciliophora, Oligohymenophorea, Peniculida, Parameciidae. The record is from the annotation of a GenBank genome assembly.
AUGAUUAGUGGGACAAUAGAAAUAUUUGUAUAUUUAAAAGAGCUAAGGAACAUUGAUCUUUUUUAAUAAGGAGUUUAUCAACUUAAGAUUUGCAUUUAUAAGAAAGAUGAUACCCAAUUAGAUGUUAAAUCCGCCCAACCAUACAUGACUGUAGAGCAAAAAAGAUUUUUCAAUAAAUAAACUACAGAUACUUAUGUCUAAUCUUCUAAACUUAUUGAUACAAGCUUUUACAGCAAAGCUUUUGUUAUAAAAUAUUGUGAUUAAAUUGUAGAGUUAAAUGAGGGAUGUGUGUUUAGAAUUGAAAUCCAAGCUUAUCCAGAAAUGAACUUAAAUGAAUUAUAUUGCAUUAUUGAACUUCAUUUUUGUGAACUAAGUACAAUAACACAAGAAGAUUUUAAGCCAGUAUUUUUCAUUUUGAAUUAUUAGGAUCGAUUACAGAAUUAUUAAAAAUGCAUAGCCAAAUUUUCAAGCAAAUUACACAAUGUUAAAUUUAUAAAAGAAUACGUUCCCUGUGUAUUUGAUGAUUCUCACUUUUGUUUAUUAAAAUUCAGUCUGCACUCAGUUUUAGUUGACUUCAAAUAUCAUCAACAAAAUGAUUUAUCCCUUCACUAAUUUAUGAAUAAAAUAACAAAUCAAUGUAAAUGAUCAAAUUAGCAAUUAGUUUCUCCUCAUUUAUUAACUGGAUUCUACUCAUAUUAUAAUAAAAUGCUUAUGUAAACUAAUGAAUAGUUAGCCAAUUACUAUUAAACUAGAGUGAAGCAAUGCAUAUCAGAUGAAUAAAUUUAAAAUAAAUACAGUAAGUUCUCUUAUUUAAAUGCGAAAACUUAAAAUUAUAAGCCUUUCUCUGAAUAUACAAAUAAAUUGAAUGAUCUUAAAGGUAAUCCUUAACUACAAUAAGAAAUUAGCAAUUAAAUUUUUUUGGAAAUUAAGCAUAUUUCCUCUUAAAUCUUUGUGGCUUGGUAUUAAUUUAUUGAUGCUUAUAAUUUUAUGGCUUCAGCUUUAACUAAUAAAUUAGAGUAAGAAUAUUUACAAAAGAUUAAAGAAAGGUGGGGUGAAAGUAUAUUCUAGCAUAUUUAAACUGUUGAUGAUCUCUCCUUUUAAGAUACCUAAUCAGGAAAGAACCAUAAAUAAAUGGCUCAGUAAUAUCGAAAUAAUAACUACUAUAAAUAAUUAGAACCUUUAAAUAUUGAAGAUCUUGAUUUAUUUCCUGAUGCUAAAAUACACCCAAUAGUUUUUAGAGAUGUUUCUUAAAAGCAAUAAAUUUAAAGCAAGUAAAUCAAAGGCUUACAUUUAUUUGUAUUUGUUCAUGGUUAUUAAGGAAAUUCUUAUGAUUUAAGAUUAUGGAGAAAUAAUAUUUCUGUUAGAUACCCUGAACAUUUAACUCUGCUCUCAAAAUGUAAUUAAGAUAAUACGGAAUAAGACAUAAUGGUAAUGGGAGAAAAAUUAGCACUAGAAGUAAAGCUUUGGAUCAAAGAAUGGUGCCCUAAAGAAAAUUUUUCAAAACUUUCAUUUAUUGGUCAUUCUCUUGGUGGUUUAAUAAUUAGAGCCUCUUUACAAUAUUUAACAAAAUAUAAAGAUAAAAUGUACACAUAUUUAUCUUUGGCUACACCUCAUUUGGGUUAUUCUUUAUCUUCAAGUAAACUUGUAGAUACUGGUUUAUGGGUAAUUCGUAAAUGGAAGAAAUGUAUUUGUUUGAAUUAGCUAACUUUAAAUGAUUCUUAGAAUAUUCAAGAAACCUGUCUUUAUAAAUUAUCUAAGUUAGAGGGCUUAGGAUGGUUUAACAAUAUAGCCUUGAUGAGUUCGUACCAAGACACUUAUAGUCCAUUUGAGUCAGCUCGCAUCUAAAGACCAAAAGGAAAUAGUAAAGAUAUUAUAAUUACCAACAAAAUGAUAGAUAAUUUAAUGGAAACAAUAUAAAAUAAAAAAAUAGAAAGGUUAGAUGUUAAUUACGAAUAAUCUGGAAGGUAUAUUUAAUUUAAUUUUUGUAGAUCAUUAGAUGUUAUGAUCGGAAGUGCAGCUCAUAUUGCUUUUUUAGAAAACAGUGCAUUGAUAAAACUAUCUGUUUACAGUUUCGAUGAAUUAUUUGAAUGA